This is a messenger RNA of Pseudomyrmex gracilis, 896 nucleotides long. It is a transcript of the gene Alr, whose product is annotated as FAD-linked sulfhydryl oxidase ALR. The transcript is spliced from 2 exons. The record is from RefSeq and is a predicted model, not a curated record. Gene Ontology annotation, cellular component: mitochondrion. Lineage: Eukaryota; Metazoa; Arthropoda; Insecta; Hymenoptera; Formicidae. The coding region runs from base 329 to 808 and encodes 159 amino acids. Gene Ontology annotation, molecular function: flavin adenine dinucleotide binding; flavin-dependent sulfhydryl oxidase activity.
UAAGUGAUUCAUAUCGUAAAAACAGCUAGGCUAGGUGAGGUUAGAUUCAUUGCAGAGCGGCUUGAGCCGCUAUAUAAAAAGCAGAUAUUUAACUAAAGAUAAUGAAAUUUUUUCUAGUAUUAUAAAAGACAUGACUUUUAAUUAUAAAUCCGUUGUAUUUUGAUUAUAUUAUGCAUAACGUUAUCGUAAAUAUGUUGACAUACAGUUAAAACUUGUUUAACCUAUUGAUUGUCAGAGAAAAGAGGUUACAGUUAUGUUGCACGUGAGAGUUACAUUUUGCUUCAGGUGAAUAUCGGACAAUCUUUCUGAAAACAUAAAACAUUAGAAAAUGUCACAUGAAAAACCGUGUCGUGCUUGUACAGACUUUCAAACAUUUGCGAAGCUCCAGAAAGAAGCUUAUAAUUCCAAAAAGGAAUUACAGAAAAAACAGAAUAAAAAGCCAAGCAAUAGCAAUAAUGAUAAGCGAGAAGAUUGUCCAUUAGACAAAAAUGAAUUAGGAUCAAAGACUUGGGCCUUCUUACAUACCAUGGCAGCAUAUUAUCCUGACAAACCAAAUGAAAAACAGAAGCAUGACAUGAAAAACUUUUUUCAGAUAUUUUCAAAAUUCUAUCCUUGCAACAUAUGUGCGGAAGAUUUGCAAGAACAAUUGAAACAUUCACCGCCUGAAACUGAUUCACAAGAAAAAUUAAGCCAAUGGCUAUGCAAAAUUCACAAUGAUGUAAAUAGAAAGCUUGGAAAACCAGAAUUUGAUUGUAAGUUAGUGAAUCAAAGGUGGAGAGAUGGUUGGCUUGAUGGCUCUUGUGAUUGAUCAUUGAUAGCAAUAAUAGUUCAAAAAUAUAAAAUGGGACCUGAAUACAAUUUUAUGUACAUUAUAUAUAUAUAUAUUUAUGUAUAUA